GGCGAACUUCACCUCCAGAUCUAGCAGGAAAUCGACAGACGCCGAAGUCUCCUGGACAUUCACCAGUGCCACAAGCGCCGGAGGAGUCGCUUCCCAACAGGAUGCCUCUCGACAAGAUCGACGAAGGGGAGUUCACGCAGUCUCUGGCGCCCAUGGUGCAGACAAUGAGCACUGGGCUUUUUCAGGGUACUGCCAAAGGUCUGACAAAGGCCUGCGCCAACAUGGCCGGGACUUUCCUUCACGAGAGCACCGGCGUGGGCAUACAGAAGAUUUCCAGCAUCGAUGACGUUUUCGUCCUGAAGCAUCAAGUCCAGCCUCCUUCGAACGAGCACGUGAAGGUGCUGUAUGCAAGAAGAGUUGACAACAACGAUCCCGUGGUUGUCAAAGUUCUGCAGAAGACGUUCUUUGCCCUCAGUGGUGAGGAGACACUCUGGAGGCAAAAUGCAGAAGUUAUGCUGCGGCUAAAGAGGAGUAGAUUCCUCUGCAACAUUCUGCAAGUCUACGAGGACAAGCUCGCCUAUUAUGUGAGCAUGGAACGAGUGACCGGCCAGGAUCUCUAUGAGGUGCUGACAGGAAAAGAGAUGCUGUCUGAGGACGAUAUUAAGGAAGUGCUUCGUCAGCUUCUUUCUGGACUUCGUGAUUUGCACAAGACUUGCAUACACAGGGACAUCAAGCUGGAAAACGUGAUGCUGUCACGCGUGAGAAGAGGUGACAUCCUUAUCAAAAUCAUAGACUUCGACACGAUCCAGACGCCAGAUGGAGGCAGUGGUAUACCGCCGGGCCGCAAGGUGACCAUCGUGGGCACGGACCAGUACAUUGCACCGGAGGCUUAUGAGGGCACCUACUCACAGGCCUCCGACGUCUUCGCGGUUGGGGUCAUCGCGUACAUCCUGUGCAGCAGGAAAUUCCCGUUCCAGCACAAGGUCUUCGAUGACAAGCCCGGCGAGAAUUAUGUCGGUUCUCCGAAGAUGCACGAGAUCGCAGACAAGCUGCGGCAGGCAGACCUGAACUGGGAGAAGGAUUUCAAGGAGAACGGCUUGGCCGCUGAUUUUUGCAAACAGCUGAUGAGCCUGGAUCCUGACGAUCGACCUUCUGCCGAUGAAGCGCUUGAACAUCCUUGGCUUGAUCAGGGUAAUGCUGUAGGCAAAGCUCUCUCUAUGUUCUAG
Molecule: messenger RNA, 1166 nt
Organism: Symbiodinium sp. CCMP2456
Lineage: Eukaryota; Dinophyceae; Suessiales; Symbiodiniaceae
Source: the annotation of a GenBank genome assembly